This is a messenger RNA of Ctenopharyngodon idella (grass carp), 4995 nucleotides long. RefSeq lists its product as uncharacterized. The transcript has 10 exons. The record is from RefSeq and is a predicted model, not a curated record. Lineage: Eukaryota; Metazoa; Chordata; Actinopteri; Cypriniformes; Xenocyprididae. Gene Ontology annotation, molecular function: protein binding. The coding region runs from base 2407 to 3678 and encodes 423 amino acids.
AGUCAUCCUCUUCACUUUGUCUUGACAUAAGGGCCGUUCACACACGACGCGUUCUUGCGUUUCGUCUGUUUUAAAUGUUCAAUGCCUCUAGCGCAACUUUGGUUGCGUUGCGUUUUGCAUUUUAUUUUGCUUUUUUUCAACAUCUCACCAGUGUAAAGUUAAAAACAUAAGUGCAGUUCACACAGGAUACAUUCUUGAAUCCAUCGACGCUGUUUGCUGUUAAUAUUUUUAUUUUUUCAUUUUUUUUUUUGAACCAUGUCAGUUGAGACACUUCUUGCUUCUUUUUUAGCGUGUACAGUGCCAUAACAGGAUAAAAUUUACCUCAUAAAAAUAGAGUUCGAGAUCCAUGCGUACUGGUCCAUUCUGCUGCAUCAACUGGUUUUGAAAUCACUCUGUGUGAAUGGCUCAAAUUUAAAAAAAAUAAUGACCAGUUCCGUCGAACUGGUUUUGGACUGGAGACUGUGUGAACGCCCCUAUGCUAUUAAAACGAUUUCUAUUCAUAGCCUAUAUCUAUUUAUUAUCAUUUACCUUUUUUAUGAUUUUUAUCAUUUCCGGGUUUCUCAGAAGCGGAAGUCGUCAUAGUUGGGUUAACUUGUAUAGCGGUAAAUGAGACUUCAUUAAAUAUAUUUUUUUUUGUGUUUCCAUUUGCGCAAAUAGCAAAAGAAAAAACUCCACAAUAGUGUUUUCACAACUUUCAAAAAGAGGAAAAUACAGAGGAUUUCUCUCCCACAGCCACUAUAUUGACUAUAUGCACGGUUACUUCCUGGUUUUCAUUAGGCCAGCUUGGGCAUUUCCGGUGAACUGUUAGCUGAUAAAUGAUCAUUCUGUACUCGCUGUACAUCAACACAAAAGCAUGGUUGACUUUUUAAUGUUGUAUUUAUAUUUUAAUGCAGUUAUCAGGCUUGCCUAAUUUGCCAAUAAACCAGUUUUAUUGAUUGCAAUAAAGACGAUGCUAAUGGGAAUGUUUGAAUAAGAAACGCACAUGCAUUUUUUUUCCAGCACUUCAAUGUUAUUUUUAAUCUGAUGACCACAAAAAUUAUUUGUUCAUCCUUCUGAGAUGGCCCCAAUUUAGUAACACCGAAUGUUGCAAGAUGUAGGAAAUCCAACAUUUGAUAGAAAACAGUUUUAUUUAAAAAUAAAAAAGACAUUAAUCACCACUACUGACCACUGAGUAGAAUUUAUUUGUGCAUAUAUUAGCCAUUUCCUGUAAUAGUUUAUCACUCAGUUUUGCUUUUGAAUAAAUAUUAAACAUUAUAAAAUCACUAGGUUUAAAAAUACAUUUUGUCAAGGUGAAUACUCACAAAAUCUCAUGAAAAACAAUAACUUUGCAUGUGAAUCAAUUACACAGAGAGCGAGCACCGCACUGUCAUGAGCUGUCAGUCAGUGUAGCGCAAGCUCAAUGAUUUUGGCACACUUGUGAAAACUCACAUUUUAAUUAAUGAAUCUAACUAAAGUGCACAAUAAAACUUUAACUGUUGACGCUUUUUUUCCCACGUGUGAAAACUAAUGGUCGAAUUGAAUUUAACCGAGGAGGAUCACUAAGGUACGUCUUUAUUUAUUUAUUUUUAUGUCGCCAUACGUUUGAAUAACUAAAUUAAUGCUAGGCCUGACUAUUUAAGUGACUAUAUUCUAAGUAUUACACUAUUGAUGCUGAACACACCAACAAGUGACAUUUCACCGUAAGUUUUCCAGCUGGCUUAUAUUAUUGCGGAAGUUCUAAAGAACGCACCGUGCAUAUAGUCAAUUAAAAACCCUCACAGCAGCGUUAACUAGUUUUUUUUGUAAUUUGAUGCAAAGGUAAUACAAUGCAUAGUGUUAUAAAUGUACAUACAUUACAAAAUAAAUAAAUAAAUGAAAAUAUAAAAAACUUUACGAUAUUUUUGACCGUUAAAACGCGUCAUCACAGUCUGUGAAAAAGGUCUGAUAGACCAGUAAGCCUAAUCCUACCGUCACAACAGCGCCUACUAUAGCCUAUACGUAUAUGUCACAUAUUCUCCAAGUGUGGGUCACAGAAUUCGGUGCAGCACCGGCAAUGAGAGAAAAUAGAAAUAAAACCAAGAUAUACAAACUCAGCUACGCAUUAUAAACCAUAUUCUGGAGUGCGCAUCGAAUGUGACAACGUGUUUACACUGGAACGCAACUGAGGCGCCAAACCAAAACUGUAGGCCUACUGCUUAGGCUGUAAAAUGUAUUUUCUGGAGUUCUGUAGGCCUACUCCUGCGAAUGCGCACACUCUUCUAAUUAUAUUCGAUUUCCCGCGCCUUCAGUGCCGCUUUGUUGCUUAUGAAUGAAGCGUUGCGUUAUUUGGUGUGUCGCGUCGCGUUCAGGACGCAGGUGAGUUAAUCCUCUGAGCGCCAAGAUCCUCUGCUCUGACAUGAUGCGCUCAGGAAUCCCUGCACUAUUAACAUGACGUCCACGAAUCCGACUGAGGCAGACCGGGAAUGUUUCGACCUCUCCACCGAAGAUGGAGGAACACAUGAUACUCCUACUAUACUCGAGCGAUCCGAUACACAUCCUGCUGGAACAGAUGCCAGUUCCAUGGACCAAGAAGGACCUGCAUGUGCAGUCAAAGAAAAGGAGUCUGAGUUUUCGACGCCUGAGUUCAUUCCAUCGUCUUCACACACUUUAGGAUCAGAGCAGCACAUUUGUGAGGGGUUAAAAUAUCUCACCGGAGACGGACUAGAGCCAGAUCUCAAGACCUCCAAGCCAGCACCAGCUCUGGACUUCACAGAUGAGUCCACAGCCAGUCAGAGUCACAGUCAGGGGCAGGAUCCUACUGAAAAAGAAGCUGAACAGAUCCUGAAGAAUGAGGGGUUUGAUCAGAAAGAACUAAAGCAAGAUCAUGAGAAUCACAUGGCACAGAGAAGCUACGAUCUAGAGGAAGGAAUGCCAGCCGUGGUGAUUACCCAACCAGAUGAGGUCUCAUCAGACGAGUUGGAGGACAUAAAUUUAUCUGUGAAGCAUGAGGACAUGGUGCACACCGAUUCCAGUCGCAAUGAGAGUCCCAGUGAUGUCACUGAACUCAGCAGCAGUGACCUGCUGUCCUUAAAGAGUGACACCGUAUCUCUGAUCAGUGAAACGGCCGUCUCAUGCAAAAGUGAUGAAGGACCUGAGGAAGACACUCGGAGCAUCACAGCAUCUUCAGUUAUGUCACUGUUUAAUCGGGUACAGAUGGACCCCAUUGAGAGGGAGUGGCUGCGGUGUGCGGCGCUGGGAAACGCUACGACCCUGUACCUGCUUCUGCAACAGGAACCCACGCUCGUCUCCAAAAAGACGGCGCUCCACUGGGCGGCCAAGCAGGGCCGCGUGGAGAUGGCGGACAUGAUGGCGCGCUCCGGAGCGGACGUCAACCAGAGAGCGGGCUACACACCGCUCCACCUGGCUUCUCUGCACAGACAUGGCAAAAUCAUCCAGCUCCUAAUCAAUAGCUACAAUGCCAAAGUCAAUGUAAGGGACUAUCAUGGGAAGAUGGCAGCUCAUUACUGGAAUGGCAGCAAGGAUCUUUUUACAGAACACAGACCUCAUUCUGCUGGCAGUUUGUCAAGGGGGAGGCGGGUCCAGUACUACACACAGCUGUCUGCCCUGCUGUCCCGCUCUCACAGUAACAGGAACAUCAGUGCAGAGGUGUCCGGCCAGCAACUAGAGCCCACUCCCUUAAACCGGUCAUCCUCAUCCUGACCCACAUUAACCACAGCUCAGUGUUUGUGUGUCAAACCUAUCUUGUCUACAUGGUUUGAUGUGACCUCUUACAGUAUUGAAUAUAAUAAGACAAUUACUACAAAAUUUGCUUGUAAACUAAAUUUAUUAUUUUAAAAUUCACUGGCUAUGUUUGGAAUAAAAUACUAAUGUAAUGCUAAUAAUAAGACUAAUGGAAUGUAUACCACAUACAAAUAAAAUCAUAGUUCUGAAAAGUAUUUCAAACAUUGUCACAUGACCUCAUCACUUUGCAUGUUAUAUUGAAAAUAAAAAAUGGGUAUUUUGCACUUUUCUCCCAGUUUUGUGUAAAAAAAGUCUUAACCCUUGCUAGUCCAAUGAAAUCCUGAAGGACAUAUUUGAUGUUGCUUCCAGUUAAUUCAUUACACUUGAAUGGAAGGAAUGUGUUAAUUGUGGCCAUUUUAAUCUCAAUUAAUUUGCUUCUGCUGCAAGUGAAAACAAACACUAAACAAUUCCUCCUCUGCUACUUGUUUACAAAAAAAUUUGCUGUUAAUUUCGCAUUUACCUGUCAGAAAUACCAAAACUGUCUUGCCACUUUCUCUUUAUAUACACCCCAAUUAACACAACACCUAGAGGAACACAACAUGGCGUAAUGCUUCUGUCCAUCUGUUGUACCUCAGGCCUUUGUCUUUGUUUGGACACUAGCUGCAGUAUUUCUCACUAUCAGACCAACUCUCACAGUCGAGGUCCAGCUAGCGGGAGUCAUGUGAGAAAGAUGUGUGCGUACAGCUGCCACUCAGAACGGGCCGAUGGUUUGCAUGAGUGACGCACAGCUAUGAACAAGAAAAUGGCAGAAAUUAGUGAGUGCGCAAAAAGGUAUUUUGUAGAAAAGAACUUAAAUUUUAUGACUAAAGUCUAGCAGCUUUUAGUAACUGUAUGCAGUGGUGUGACAUUCCCAGAGCCGUCCGGGAAAAGUCCUUGUGUGUACAUUCGUUAUGUCUCUGAAUGACACUGAGAAUUUGGUUAAAAAUCCAAUGCAAGAAGUUUGGACCUCCCUUUUGAAAUGAUUAAUUUUUAUCUGAUGAAUACAAAAAAAAAAAAAAAAAAAAAUCACCAAAUAACAUUAUGCUAACACUGCUUGUGACGUCGUCACGGCUGUUGCUGUCGUUGAGGUUGGCAUUACGAUCUGGUGUCAGAAUGUGUCCUCAGGUGUUCAGGUGUAGGAAAGACAGCAGACAGUGUCUAGAAGACACUCCUCCAGGUAAAGGAAUAGCUUUUUACCUGGAACUGCUAAACAUAGAACAGAGACAAUACGUUUCCUGUUACAUUAUAGUCAAUGGC